AUGCAGCGUCAACGGGCUCAUCAUGGCCCCCUUUGGGAUUUAAAGGCGCUGAUACCUAUUUUCGCGUGGCUGUCGAAUUGUGCUCUUGGAGCAGUUGUGAGAACGGGAGCGAGAUUCGACUUCGGUACCAGCCUUGCGAACAUUUCCAUCGCUAACCAUAAUGCUUCCACGGCACCGGCGAACACAUCGAACCGGUUCUCAACUGGUGAUUUUCCCGUCUGUACCGACCUAAAAGGAUCCUUUGUCCCGUUUUGUCUCCCUGAAGAUGGUGCGGAUGUCCUAGUCGAUUCAACCUACUAUGUGACAUGGAAUGCCGAUUUUUACCCCUUAAAUGCAACUAUCACAAUCGAACUGAGAUAUUCCGACUUGCUAGAGGGGUCAUCUGCAUUCACUUCUGAAAAGACUGAUAACAGCUAUGGUUAUAUCCCUCUCCAUAUGAGCAAAGAGUGGCUUCAGGGGAAACAAAGUAAUACAUUGACGCUUUACAUUAUUGAGCUUGAUUCCACCUUGGACCGCAGGGCGAGUGCCCGACAAGGCCCAACCAUUACGCUUCGCCCUAGACCCGUGGAGCACUAUAAACCAUCCCCGCCACCACGAUUCAAUAAGCUAGCCCUGUGCAUCGGCCUCCCUCUGAGUCUAGUUGUCGUGAUCAUCGUCGUGGCCACCCUAGUCUUUUCAAUGCGGAAAUCCAGAGACACAAUCAUGAGUAGCGCCUUCUGGGUGUCUCGCAAGAGGGGGUACGGCAUUGGAAAGUCUAGACCCCAGCGUUUGAAGAGCGACAUGAAAGAGAGCAGUGGCUCUGAUGACUCUGCGGGUUCGAAGAGGUACCCAAAUGAUAUUGAGACGGGGCUGCUUGAAGGCACGGGCUUGGAGAGGUACAAUCAUGAUCUCGAACGCGGUGGCAGCUAUCCGUUCAGACGGGAUGUGUCGAGAUUGAAAAGUUGGGUUGGAUGA
Molecule: messenger RNA, 954 nt
Organism: Aspergillus puulaauensis
Lineage: Eukaryota; Fungi; Ascomycota; Eurotiomycetes; Eurotiales; Aspergillaceae
Product: DUF4448 domain-containing protein
Exons: 2
Coding region: 1-954 (317 amino acids)
Source: RefSeq, a predicted model, not a curated record